Molecule: messenger RNA, 1098 nt
Organism: Aphidius gifuensis
Lineage: Eukaryota; Metazoa; Arthropoda; Insecta; Hymenoptera; Braconidae
Product: ATP-dependent DNA helicase pfh1-like
Exons: 2
Coding region: 1-1098 (365 amino acids)
Biological process (GO): telomere maintenance; DNA repair
Molecular function (GO): DNA helicase activity
Source: RefSeq, a predicted model, not a curated record
AUGCCACCACAAAAUCAUCAUGGUCUUUCUGAGUCAUCACAAGUUUCAAGAAAGAAACCAAAACUUUCUAAUAACGUUCGUAAACAUUUAUCAUCAAUCGCAUCAUCAGCAAUUGAAUUGACGUCAAAUAUAUGUCUUGUUGGUCCAGCUGGUUGUGGAAAAACAAAAAUAAUUAAUCGUAUUUACAACACAUUAAAUGAACAAUCAAAUACAUCAAUUGUAAUUAAAAAAUUAACCGGUCAAGAUGUUGAACGAUUGAGACUAAAAUUAAAUAUCAACAAUGCAAAAACAAUUGAAAUGUCAAGUGGUAUUGGCAAAGAUCAACAGGUUGUGUCAAUUGAUGAUAUAAUUAAUACAAAUGUACUGAUAAUUGAUGAUUUUAGCAUGAUGAAUGUUGAAUUAUUUGAGUGGAUUGAUGAAUUACUUCAAGAAAAACAUGAAAACUCUAAAGCAUUUGGUGGUAUUAAUUUAAUAAUGGCAGGUGACCCUUAUUUAUUGGCACCAGUUAAAGGCCCUCCUUGUUUUAAAUCAAAUGUUUGGAAAAAGUGUGAAUUUGUUAUUCAUGAAAUUAAUAAUUCACUUCGUUAUCAUGGUUUUUCAUGGUGGUUUCAUAUAUUAAAACGUGUACGUUGUGGUCAAGCAAAUGAUGAAGAUAUCCUGGCAAUUAAUAAGCUUCAUAAAACACAUCAAGAUUUGGAUAAUCAAUUGAAAGGUAAUCAUGAAAAUAGCCAACAUUUAUUUGGUCACAAGAACAAUGUUAAAACAUAUAAUUUAAAACAACUUGAUUGUAUAAAGAGUGAUAAACAUAUUUUAGAAGCUAUUGAUCAAAGUGGAAUUAAAGUCAUGGCAAGACGUUAUCAAUUUCCAGUUCAGCUUAAUUACACGAUGACCAUUCACAGUGCCCAAGGAUUGGAAUUUAUUUCACCUGUUAUACAUAGUGAUGAUUUUUGGCUACCUGCACAAUUUUAUUCUGCAUUAAGUCGAGGAUCUGUACCUGAUAAUAUUAUUAUUGCUUCAAACAAUGACAAAAUUGAGCCUCAUUUUGUUAAUAAAUAUUCAACACAUGGUGAUUUUUUCUAUCGUCAAAUUAUGAAAUAA